GUUCUUCGGGAGCCUGGAAGAGCUGGGGUCAGACGACGAGUUCGACGAUCUCGAUCAGCUUUACGACGUUGACAAGAGGUUCCUGAGGUACUUCGACGAUGGCAUCUUUACCUUGGAGACCAGAGCUUUGCUUUUGGGGUUCCAGGCGGCGGUGAGCGCACGUGUGAUCAGGAACGCGCGGGUGCUCAUCUUGGUUGACAACAUGGGGGCGUGCCUGGCGUUUGCCCGAGGACGUGCUACCGACUUCAGGCACUCCCCGACGGACCUGGGCCCCAUGACACUCGACUACCUGAGCGACAAGGCGGCGACCGAGAAGCGCGAGGGGAACGACAAGACCUCGGAGACCGUGAAGGUUCGGGCGUCCGUCGGGCUCGUCGACCAGUCGAGCCUGGCCGUCUCCAGGGGCUCAGCGAUCACUUGUCGGGCCCGGGCCCGCGAGUUGGGCGAGCCCCUCGGCGCGGCUGCCGAGGCGGGCGCGUCGGUGGCGCGGCAGCUUCAAGAGCUCUUCGACCAAGGCGAGAACCUGAUCAAGGGCGAGAACCUGGUCGCCGGGCUCGGGCACUUCCUGCCCGAGUUCGGGCAGCGUGGCAACCUCUAUCUUUCCCGAUGCUAUCGGGCGCUCAAAGCCGCUGCAGCUGUUGAGGGGGAAUCCUGCCCCUGCUCACGGCCACUCUGCCUCGUGGACGUGCUUCGCAUUCCGUCGAGAGAGAGGGCGACGUUCAAGACGCGCGCGACGGACGAGAGCAUCGGCCUCAGCUGCCGCUGGGCGCCUUGCCUCCCGACGGCCAUUGCGGCCCUGCAGGCCGGCGAUCCAAAGUCCAAGGUGACCGACUUCCGCUGCGGCAGCUACGCUCGCCAGUUCAAGGCCGCCUGCCGAAGGGCGGGGGCGACGGCCGUGUAUUAUCAGGCACUGCGCUCUGGCGCCUCAAUACACGCCGCCACGGAGUUUUGGACCCGGGUGAUCAGGGGCAGAACGAGGUGGGAGGCGGACAAGUCAGUCUUGAGGUACGACAGCAAAGCAAGGAUCGUCGACAGCGCCGACAGGCUGCCCGUCUCCUUGGCGUCGCACAUGAGAAGGUGCGAACUCCAGCUCGGGCCCCUUCUGUUCGGCCAGACCGAGCCCUCGGCCAUCGCGCCCCCCGCCAUCCCGAGCUCGGCCCCGAAGAAGCGACGCCGUAUCUACCAGAUCUGUUUGGAGGUGCUGGCGGCGUGGGCCGAGCAGCGGGCAGGCGCGGAAUUCGGACCAGAUUGUGGGGCAGGUCUAUUUCGGAAGAGCUUGAUCUCGCACGUUUGA
Molecule: messenger RNA, 1294 nt
Organism: Prorocentrum cordatum
Lineage: Eukaryota; Dinophyceae; Prorocentrales; Prorocentraceae
Source: the annotation of a GenBank genome assembly